CCAAGUACGGAGCAUCAAUAAAUCUUCUCUCUAAGAAAGAAUCUAGAACACUGCGUCAGUCCACAACUUUCUUCCUUCUUCGCUAUGAGGUUCAUCUUCAAAUCUUCACUUUAUCAAUGAAUUUCAGGUUAUGUUCUGUGUUGAUCAUCAACAUUGUGUUCUAAAUGUAUAAAUCGAGGUUUCUGGGUUCGCAUUGAGCGGUGUGAAGUGUGAUCUUAUUGGAUGCUAUUAGUAGUAUAGAAGUAUAGUCUCUGGACUUGUGAUUGAUCGAGGUAGAUGGAGUUAAUAUCUCACUUAGCACUAGCAGGAAGAUUCUCGUUUCUCACCAAAAGUGAAUUGAGAGGAAUAUAAUAAAGAAAAGGGAGUAAUUACCUUUCAUUUGAGGAACCCCAUUCAUCUCUGGUGGUAGGGAUAUAUAUUUGUGCAGGAUAUUGUGAAUGUUUAUGAGAGGGUAUGGAAGUCAAGGAUGUCGAAACAAGGGAUCACACCUUAUCUCCAGCUAGGCUGUUCAGGGGUCUCUUAUGUUUGCUAGUGCUUCUUUUAACAGCUUUUAUGAUGUUAGUAUAUUAUGGUUUUAUCAGUGCCAUUUUUGUUAGAGUAUUCAGCAUACAUUAUAGCCGAAAAGCUACUUCCUUCUUCUUUGGUUCUUGGUUAGCUCUGUGGCCUUUUCUAUUUGAGAAGAUCAACAAAACAAAAGUUAUUUUUUCUGGAGAAAUGGUCCCAGCAAGGGAACGUGUCUUGCUUAUUGCAAACCAUAGAACUGAAGUUGAUUGGAUGUACCUUUGGGAUCUUGCAAUACGAAAAGGACAACUAGGAUACAUAAAGUAUAUACUUAAGAGCAGUUUAAUGAAACUGCCUGUAUUUGGUUGGGCAUUUCACAUAUUGGAGUUCAUCUCUGUGGAGAGGAAAUGGGAGGCUGAUGAAUCGACAAUGCACCAAAUGCUUUCAAGUUUCAAGGAUUAUCAUGAUCCCUUAUGGCUUGCCCUUUUCCCCGAAGGCACUGAUUUCACUGAGCAGAAGUGCAUUCAGAGUCAAAAGCAUGCAGCCGAAAAAGGCUUACCUAUAUUAGAAAAUGUUUUGCUUCCUAAAACAAAGGGUUUCCAUUUGUGCGUACAGGAUUUGAGGAAAUCUCUGGAUGCAGUUUAUGAUGUGACGAUCGGCUAUAAACAUAGAUGCCCCUCUUUAUUGGACAAUGUCUUUGGAUUGGAACCUUCUGAAGUUCAUAUACACAUUCAACGGAUUCCCCUUCAUCAUAUUCCAACAACAGAAAAUCAAGUUGCCAAUUGGCUGAUGAACACAUUCACCCUCAAGAACCAAUUACUGGAUAAAUUUCAUUCUCAAGGCCAUUUUCCCCAAGAAGGAACUGAAGGGGAUCUCUCAACGUUGAAUUGCCUUGUUUCCAUCACCACAGUAAUACUUCUAACCACCAUAUCUACAUACUUGACUUUUUUUUCUUCCAUCUGGUUCAAAAUCUACGUAUCAUUAGCCUGUUCCUUUCUGGCAUAUGUUACCCAUUUCAACAUCCGACCAAUGCCGUUUUUUGGCCAUAGAAAAUCUUAUUGAAACUGGUUGGAAAAUUGUGUAUGUAUGUGUAUUGUUAGAAAAUGUGCGUACGAAACCAUAUAUAGAUCUGUUCUGUGGAUCAAAUAUAUUGUAGUAUCAAAAAAAUGUUCUCUUAGCAAGUUUUAUAGAGUGGACCCUCUGAUUAAUAUUAGGAAAAAUAAAUAAAUACUCUACGAAAUUUCUUAUUGUC
Molecule: messenger RNA, 1753 nt
Organism: Cucumis melo (muskmelon)
Lineage: Eukaryota; Viridiplantae; Streptophyta; Magnoliopsida; Cucurbitales; Cucurbitaceae
Product: probable 1-acyl-sn-glycerol-3-phosphate acyltransferase 5
Exons: 6
Coding region: 454-1563 (369 amino acids)
Cellular component (GO): endomembrane system
Molecular function (GO): acyltransferase activity
Source: RefSeq, a predicted model, not a curated record